AUGCUUUCUUUGCAAUUAUUAUCGUCGGUGCUCUUGCUGGCAGGGUCAGCAUUAGCGGGUCUUGACAAUGAGACGAGUCCUACACAUAUUUUCCGUUCGAGGCCAGAUUUACAUGCGCCGAUGCUCGAGAUGGCCCUGUUAAGGCCGGAGUUGGUUGCGCCUGGAUAUAUCAUGCUCGCGCCAUACCGAAAUGUAGAUCCUGGACCUUAUAUCUAUGACAAUUGGGGACAACUAGUCUGGUCCGGCGCUGGUUCGAGCGGACCCAAGACUGCACAUGCACCGCAUACUUGUAACUACAAAGGAGAGGAACAUCUUUGCUAUUUCCAAGGAGAGCAACAUCAAGGCUUCGCCCGAGGCCAUGGAGUCAUCAUGGAUAAAAACUACCGUAUCGUCAAGACAGUCGAGAGCUCUGGAGCAGGCGCGUCAAGCGAUAUGCACGAAUUCAGAUUGACACCAUAUUCAAAUGGUACAACUGCGCUCAUGACCGUCUAUCAGCCGCGUAUGUACGAUUUGACAACCAAUCCCAAGUUCCAGAUCAAGGAUGGUAUGGGGUGGAUUGUCGAAGGUGUUUUCCAGGAGAUCGAGAUUGAUACUGGCAGAGUGGUCUUUGAGUGGAGGAGUACGGAUCAUCUCGAUCCUAGCUUGACCUACACAUUCCCGGGACGAACAGACACUUCAGGAAACGGAUUGACUGAGAACACUCCUUGGGAUUACUUCCACAUCAACUCUAUCGACAAGAACCGGGACGGUGACUACUUGAUUUCCGCUAGACAUAUGGCUGCGAUCUACAAGCUUUCUGGUGUAGAUGGAUCCAUCAUGUGGGAGAUGGGUGGCGCGAACCCGACUUUCCACCAGACCAAUUUCAACUUCUCAUCUCAGCAUCACGCUCGCUGGGUCAGUGAGAAUGAGACUCACACAAUCAUGACUUUCUACGACAAUGCUAGCAAUGGCUUCAACAGAACAGACAAGUUCUCCCACGGCUACGUUGUUUCAAUCGAUCACAUCGCAAACACCGCGACCAUGAUCAAGGAGUAUGGCGCUCCCGAGCCCUCCGGAGGCAUGCUUUCAGGAUCCCAGGGCAACUUGCAGAUUCUCCCAAACGGCAACGUUCAUCUUGGCUGGGGUGAGCACCCAUACUUCAGCGAGCAUACAGCCGACGGAUCACCCGUCAUGUACGCAAAAGUCGCAUACCGCGCUAGCAAUGUCAUGAUCUACCGCUCAUACAAGUUUCCUUGGGUCGGCCAGCCAUUGACCAAGCCAGCUCUAUGGACAUACUCAAAGACCAACGACGAGAAAUCUGGUAUGGUCUUCUACGUGUCCUGGAAUGGAGCAACCGAAGUGGCGUCCUGGAACUUCUACGCCAGUGCAAACAGAACUGGGCCAUUUAACUUGGUUGGAAACACCAAGAAGACUGGCUUCGAGACUGUGAUGCGCUACAACAAUGUCACGACAUGGGGAUUUGCCGAGGCUUUGGACAAGGACGGAAACGCUCUUGAGCGCAGCGUCAUCCAGAAGACCUUCGUGCCCAGUGUCACACUGCGCGAUCACUGCGAUGAGUGGGCUUGUGGCAGAGCUGAGGCGAUCCGCGAUGAGGAUGCUCACUACGAUCCCUACAGUGAAGUCAAACCUGAAUACCUCAGUAACAACCGCGGAUUCGAUACAAGCGCAUAUUAUGCCGAGCUACCGAAGACCACUGAGCAGGAUGCUGCAGAGGAGAUAGUACAACACCAGCAAGCUGCGAGAUCAAGAAUGCUGGUGGGUGUUCUUUGUGUGACUGCCGGAGUUGGUGUCCUCGUCCUUAUAUUGGUCCUCAUCCGCAAGCAACUGUCAGGUGCUAUGCCUAACUCCUUCGCCAGGAGGGUGUCCGAUGUCAGAGACGCCAUCAGCAUCAGACUGCUCGGCAAAAAGUACGUGCAGGUCGAUGAAGAGGAGAAAUAUUCUGAUCGAUCUUGA
Messenger RNA from Aureobasidium melanogenum CBS 110374, 1953 nucleotides. RefSeq lists its product as uncharacterized. Lineage: Eukaryota; Fungi; Ascomycota; Dothideomycetes; Dothideales; Saccotheciaceae. Bases 1 to 1953 code for a protein of 650 amino acids. The record is from RefSeq and is a predicted model, not a curated record. The transcript is spliced from 2 exons.